Messenger RNA from Aspergillus uvarum CBS 121591, 878 nucleotides. RefSeq lists its product as uncharacterized. The transcript has a single exon. Bases 290 to 841 code for a protein of 183 amino acids. The record is from RefSeq and is a predicted model, not a curated record. NCBI's taxonomy places the organism in Eukaryota, Fungi, Ascomycota, Eurotiomycetes, Eurotiales, Aspergillaceae.
CUGUUGCUAUCAUUGGUUCGUCGUCCGUCAUCUGAGCGAUUGGCCUGUUUCAUUUUUCUUCUCUUCUUCUCCCACAGAUACAUUGCUCGAUCUUUGGUCAACGGAUUUGUUCCAGGCUGGAAUCUCUUUUUUUCUCAUCUGAGUCACUUUCUACUUAUCAUGUAUUGUAGUCCCACGGGAUCUCUAGACAAUGUGACGCUUGCGAAUCGCUAGGAUUGUCUCUUUCUGCGCUCCACCCAGCGAAGGCAACGCUGCUGGCUCAUCUGUGAGACAAACCCGGUAUAACUCUAUGGUUCCUGAAUCCUCAGGGCUCCGAUCCCCGUGUAUUCUCCUGAAGGGGUUCAAUUCCGAAAGAACUCCGCUGUCUUCUGCAGUUGUUGCGUGGCCCUGUCCAUAUCAAUGGAUGGAUGGAUGGAUGGGUGGAUGUAUGUAUGUAUGUAUGUAUGUGAGCAUCCCUUGGGUAUCCCACAUUAUUGGAACCUUGCCGCUCCCAACAUGCUGGUACUUGAACUACUUAAUGCUCUGGGUGCUUGCCGUACUGCAGACUGCACCGGCUAACGCCGACUUCUUUGCACUUGCGCUCCCAGCUCUUCCUGUCUCUAUCGCCUUGGAUGGUGUACAGGACCGACAGCUGGCAUUAUGUUAUAUUCUUAGUCGGACAGGCAUACUCGAUCUGAGUAGGGAGUCACAUCAGCUCCCACCCCGGAAUCAUCGCCUGGAAGGACAGUUGCGCUCGAACAGAAUAUCCGCAUCAGAGAACCGGGGGACGGGAAGGGCGCGGACGAACCACGCAAAAGAGUGUGGAAAGUUUCUGUAUGCUCGACUACGACUACAUGGCUGAGACUGAAGGGAGGAUUCACCGGAUAUGCCUGCUCGCU